AUGUCGUCCCUUUUGGAUUUGCCUGAAGUAACCUUAGACUUAAUCCUCAACCAACUUUCACCAAAAGAACUAUGUAGAAUGUUAGAGGUGUGUGUUUUCUUAAGGGAUAAAUGUAAAAGUGAUGAUUUAUGGGAAAAGCACUUGAAAAACAAAUGGGGUAGAGUUAUUGGUGAGGCUGUUUAUAAAGAGUGGCAUUUGCAUGUUACAAAAGCGAAGGAAGGGAAUCAUGGAACCAACAAUCAGAAUGGAUCAUUUGGUUCCUUUGUUGGUGUUUGGCCUAAUCUCUACCUUUGUUCUUACUUACAAGAUUCUUCGUUGGUAAUUAAUAAUCAAUGGUCAAAUCACUUCAUGAUGUCUUUGUUUUUCUCUUUAGAACGUGGUAGGUUUUGGUUUCCUGCUCAGGUUUACAAGGGGUUAGUGGUUCAUGAUGCCUUGGUUAGAUAUGACUAUGAAUCAAAUACCUUUCAAGCUAGAUAUCAACAUGGUGGUUGGCGAUUAUUUGGAAACAACAUGGAGUGGGAUAUGGUGAGAGUUCCAUCCGUUGAUUCUCAUCCAUAUGUUGUUCACGUGUCUGACUGUUUAGACAAGUUGAAACCAGGGAAUCAUAUUGAGAUCCAGUGGAGAGGAAAUACUCAAAGUCCUUAUGAUUGGUGGUACGCUGUUAUUGGCCACUUAGAAUCAUGUAACAAGAAUGAGAAUUAUUGCCGGUGCUAUUGCAGCGAUACCAUAAUGGUGGAGUUCAAGCAAUAUCCUGAAAGAUCGAAUAUGAGACGAAUAAAGUUAUCAAGAAAGAAUGGAGAACAAGGCGAUAGAGCAGGCGGAUUCUAUGGAGGAAUUAGAAAACUUUAUAGUUCGGAUGAAAUCGAAGCAUGGAAGAAGUUAAUCCUUCUGGUAACCAAUGUAUUUGGACCGUGGAUUCUUUAUGCCUCCAGUGGCAGCACAAUUUCCAAUCCACUAGAUUUUGAAGUGAAUUUCAGGAGGCUUGUUCAAUCUUGUGAGCCUAAGAUAGAUGUUAUAGCAAAUGUCUCCGACAGUGUAUCCAUCUUAAAGAAAGAAGUUGGAAGGAAGAGAAUUCACAAGGAUGUCACAUUUAGUCAGAAAUGGAAUAAGGGUCUUCAUAGAUGGACUGCAAAUGAAAAUGAGCCAAGUGUAGAGGGCCGUUAUUGCAAAGGAGUCAUGAAAACUGCUGAACUAAUAAAGAAUUCUACUAAUGAUGGUCAUAGUUGUGAAAAUAUGGUCAAAGAGCCUAGAAAAGUACAUGAUAGAGGAACGGUUGAGAAACCUUCAUCUUCUACUCUAGAUUGA
Lathyrus oleraceus (garden pea) is the source of this 1305-nucleotide messenger RNA. RefSeq names its product F-box protein At2g32560. Gene Ontology annotation, molecular function: protein binding. The record is from RefSeq and is a predicted model, not a curated record. Bases 1 to 1305 code for a protein of 434 amino acids. Lineage: Eukaryota; Viridiplantae; Streptophyta; Magnoliopsida; Fabales; Fabaceae. The transcript is spliced from 7 exons.